This is a messenger RNA of Nasonia vitripennis (jewel wasp), 2635 nucleotides long. RefSeq names its product rab5 GDP/GTP exchange factor (gene Rabex-5). Gene Ontology annotation, molecular function: small GTPase binding; guanyl-nucleotide exchange factor activity; DNA binding. The record is from RefSeq and is a predicted model, not a curated record. The coding region runs from base 446 to 2308 and encodes 620 amino acids. Gene Ontology annotation, biological process: vesicle-mediated transport. The transcript is spliced from 7 exons. NCBI's taxonomy places the organism in Eukaryota, Metazoa, Arthropoda, Insecta, Hymenoptera, Pteromalidae. Gene Ontology annotation, cellular component: endocytic vesicle; cytosol.
AGUUGCGCAAAUCCGGCAAACGGUAUAUAACCAAAAUACACAACAGACACAGUGCAUCUGCGGUGACUCUAUAUGGCUGAAUUGCUGACAGGCCAGAAUCAUCAGCCAAGAAAAACAAUGAAGAUCAAAACAGGUGUUAAUGCAGUAUAAUCUAUCGCAAACCAAAAGAAACUAUUUGAGAAGUUAAAAUGGCGCCAUAAAUUGUCUUGAAAACGAGGUUUUAAUACCUAUAUAUAAACUGAAAAACAGGAAUGCAAGAUUUGUCAUGAAUACUUGUCAUCACUUUAAUAUAACUUUGAGUUUGUGUUUAAUGAGGUUAUGAGAAAAGAGUUCAUUUGAAUCAGUUAUGGAUUAUUAAAAGGGAUUAUUGCAUGUUUUUCAAUGAAAGGGUUGAUCAAAAUAACAAAAAAGUAAUUUUAUCUGUGUGAAUUCUAAAGUAACAGUCAUGUAUUCAACAAAGGCUCCAAAGUACCGAAUCAAUGAAUCUGAUCUAAAGUGCAAAAAUGGUUGUGAUUACUAUGGAAAUGCUGCCUGGCAAGGCUACUGCAGUGUAUGUCACAGGCUGCAACAACGAGCCUUGCAAGAGGAAAGAGAACGUGCUCAAUUACAAAACCGUGAAAGUGAAAAUGUAAGUCAUGUGGAGAAUCAACAUCGACAACAACAGCAACUGCAGCAGGACAAAAACAAAUCAAAACUCACAGCAUUUUCAAGGCUUAGAAAAUUACCGACUAAAGGACAGGAACCAAAGCAACUGUUGAGAGAACUGUACAGCAGCAAUGCAUCUGAUCUUCAAAAAAUUGAGACAGAUAAUCGAGAUCUGAUUAAUAUGUUCAACAAAACUCUUGUUGCCAAAGAUGUUUCCAAAAAAAUUAACCAUUUUGUAAAUGAAAUUGUAGAGCAUAAAGACAGUAAGAGAAUAGAAAGAUUAUCUGAAAUUACACAAAAUUUUUAUCAAAACUUUUCAAAACGUAUGGAGGAAAGUUCUAUUUACAAAGAUGUGUCAACGGAUAUUAGAGAAAGACUUCUUGAUUAUGUCGAAAGGUAUACAAUGACUUUAUUGUACAGAAUUCUAUUUUGUCCUCCAUAUACAAAUGACGAAGAAAAAGAUUUAGAAAUUCAAAAAAGAAUAAGACAAUUGAAUUGGGUUAGUGUAAAAAAUUUAGAAUGCAAAAUACACGAAACAAGUGUUGAAGUUAGAGAACUUGUUUAUACAUCGAUGAUGGACUUAUUAAACAUGGAUGCUGCUAAAGCUCCGCAAGAAAAACUUGCUUGCAUUGUUCACUGUUGUAGUAAUAUAUUCUUAUUAUUACAACAGUCAUAUGUUGGUGGUCCAGCUUCUGCAGAUGAAUUUCUGCCAUCCCUAAUUUUUAUAGUUCUCAAAGCUAAUCCAGCAAGAUUAAAAAGUAAUAUUAACUUUAUAUCAAGAUUUUGCAAUGAAAGCCGACUUAUGACUGGAGAAGGUGGAUACUAUUUUACAAAUUUGUGUUGUGCUGUUUCAUUUAUUGAAAACCUUACUGCGGAAUCCUUGCAUAUGACAAAGAGUGAUUUUAAUGCAUAUAUGUCAGGAGAACGAGUACCAGCUAAUACAUGGGAGUCUGCCUUAAUGAUCUGUGAAAAUUUACAUUUAGUCUGUGAAAAUAUAACGAUAUUGCAAGAAUUGAAAACAGAAAACGAGAUAAUUUUAAGAGAAGCAAAUGAAAUGAAACAGGAUAUGAUUGAAUUUUGUGAAAGAGUUGAAUCCAGUGUAUCUGCUAGUGUUGAAAAAUGUCCACUCAUAAUAACGAAAAGCCAAAAAGUACCCACAAAUAUAGACUGUGACAACGAAGAGUGUCCUGAACUACCCUCACCAAUAGUACCAAAGAUUUAUACGCAACCUCCUGAAAAUCAAAUAAGUGACAACUCGUUGCCAAACCAAACAAACUUAAAUGUUUCAACAAAGGAUUAUUCCACCCCUUCACCUACAUUUGAUUUUCCAUUAUUUGGUGGGAAUUACGGCAUAGAAUCUGGAAAAGGAGAAGAUGACACAAGCCUUAUUAGUCUAGAUCCUCAUAGUGAUAAUGUCAGUAACGACUUCCAAGUUACUGAAAAAAGGACGCCUAACAGUUUGUUGGAUGACGUACAGUACGGCGAUGAUAAUUUGCCUUCUCCUCUUAAGCCUACUGCUUCGAUGCAAGAAGAUUAUCACGGGUUCUCGAUUCAAGGCUCAACCAUUCCCACUAUCCCUUGUAGCACAGGAGAUUUAUCAUUGAACUCGCUUUCUUCAGAAACUGACUCUAAUAAUUACCUGAAUUAUCAUCAAAAUAAUUAAUGCUUGAUUAUUUUUAGAAUCUUUUUGAAGUUCACUGCAGCUAUUGAUUUUAUACUUGAUAGCAAUAUUCAGUCUUUGCAAUCAAAGUAUUGGCCAGCUUAUAGACGAUUGAUGAUGAAUUAAUGUAAUUAUAGCUUAAUUUUAUUAUACUCUAUAUUUAUUUAUUUAUCACGUAUUUUAAUAUGAAUAGUAUAUGUAAAAUGUGUACAUAAAAAAUGAUGAUUUCUAAUAAUAAAAAAACCAUAUAGAUUUCGAAAUAAAAAUAUUUAAUUUUUGAUGCUGAUGUAGGUCUGAUAAAUAAAUACGCAAGUCGAAAAUUACAGGAAA